Molecule: messenger RNA, 615 nt
Organism: Prorocentrum cordatum
Lineage: Eukaryota; Dinophyceae; Prorocentrales; Prorocentraceae
Source: the annotation of a GenBank genome assembly
GCAUUUCUUCGACUGGAUUCCGAGAGACAUUCGGGUAGCACCAUGAAGGUCGGCGUCGCCAUCGCGGUCUUGACGUGCAGGCUCUCCGCUGCCACGGAGCUCACCAAGGAGACCUGGGACGACGCCGUGGCGGGGAAGACGGUAUUCGUCAAGCCAGCGCCGCCUCGCGGCUCCUGGUGCCGCCGGCCCUCGCCCGCGGAGCUCUGCAACUCAGUUGGUGUCCGGGGCUAUCCUACCAUCAAGUCAGGCGACCCUAACGAUCUCCAGGAUUACAAAGGAGGCCGCUCCUUCAAUGACCUCAAGAAGCACGCCGAAACACUGGGCCCAACUUGUGGCCCAGCGAAUCUCGAUCUUUGCGAUGCCGAGAAGAAGGCGAAGAUCGAAGAGUUCAUGGCCCUCAGCGCAGAGAAGCGUGAGGAGAUGAUUAAAGAAAAGGAAGCCGCGUCCGAAAAGCUCGAAUCGGAUUUCAAGGCCUACGUCGAAGGCCUCAACAAGCAGUACAAGGCGGAGUCCGAGAAGAAGGACAACGCCCUGGAGGCCAUCAAGACCAGUGGGCUUGGCCUCCUCAAGUCGGUCCACAAGUACGAGGGCAAGAAGGCGAAGGGGGAGCUGUAG